AGGUCACAAGUCAUUAUACCUUAGCCAGCAUGAGUGUGCCUUGCUCCGACCAGGAUUUUAGGCCGAUGAAGGGGAAGAAUGCAAGCUUGCCACCGGGGGUUACAGCAGAGAGGUGUUGGUGCGGCCGCCUUGCGAAGGUGAAGGAGGUGGUGGAUUUUUCCGAUAAGUUCGGCAUGAAAUAUUUCAUGUGCGCUUAUUACGAUCAUGAUCCACCCGCACGAACAAGUUCAUCGUCCUCGAGGCCUGCGUCUCCCCCGCCCCUUUGCAACUGGUUUCACUGGAUAGAUCAGGAGCAGCCGGAUUGGGCGCGCCGUGAGGUGGAGGAAAAACAGAGGCGUGCAUGGGCAAGGUUCCAUGAGGAGGAGCGUUUCGAAAAGGCUAUUGCUAAUGAUAAAGCAGAAAGAGAGAGGAAAAUACAAAAAUUAAGGGCAGAGCAAGCUCGAAAUCGUGAGGUAAAUCAGAAGCGGAUGGAUGAUGAGGCUGCACGUAGGUAUGCAGAGGAAGAGGUGCGUAGGGAGACCCGUGAAGCGGAAAUGAAGAGAUUAAGAGAAAGGGCUGCUGAGGCGUAG
Messenger RNA from Lolium perenne, 569 nucleotides. The record is from RefSeq and is a predicted model, not a curated record. Lineage: Eukaryota; Viridiplantae; Streptophyta; Magnoliopsida; Poales; Poaceae.